Messenger RNA from Polyodon spathula (Mississippi paddlefish), 12981 nucleotides. RefSeq names its product otogelin-like. Gene Ontology annotation, cellular component: extracellular matrix. Gene Ontology annotation, biological process: L-arabinose metabolic process. The record is from RefSeq and is a predicted model, not a curated record. Gene Ontology annotation, molecular function: protein binding; alpha-L-arabinofuranosidase activity. The transcript has 54 exons. Bases 1 to 11877 code for a protein of 3958 amino acids. NCBI's taxonomy places the organism in Eukaryota, Metazoa, Chordata, Actinopteri, Acipenseriformes, Polyodontidae.
AUGGAAACCUGUUCCUUUCCUUGUCUGAAUGGUGGUGAAUGUGUACACCCAGACUCAUGCAACUGCAGCCAAUAUCAAGCCACAGGAGAUCGGUGCCAAACAGUUCCCAAUGUAGGUUACGAAAGAGACAUGAUCUGUCGGACGUGGGGACAAUAUAACUAUGAAACAUUUGAUGGACUUUAUUAUUACUUCCCUGGAAAGUGCACGUAUACUCUUGUUAGAGAGUGUGGUGAGGAGACCGAGCCUAGCUUUGUGAUACAGGUUCAUAACGAUCCCGAAUGUCAUUCCUCAGCGUAUUCCUGCAGUCGCUCUGUGAGCUUGUUUUUUCCUGUGGAAGCAGAACUCAGAUUAAACCGGUAUAAUGUUACCUAUAAUGGACAAAGUAUUCAGCUCCCACAUGUUGCCCAUGAUGUGGAAGUGGAAAGAAUUUCCCAAUAUACUUUGGUUACCCUACAACAUGGAUUCACUCUGGCCUGGGAUGGAAGCACUUCCUCAGUUUAUAUCAAAAUGAGCCCAGAGUACAUAGGGAGAACCUGUGGACUGUGUGGCAACUUUAAUGCUGAUGUACGCGACGACCUAAAAACCAGCUAUGAUUUAUUCACUCAUGAUACAGCGAUCUUUGGAAACAGCUGGAUGGAAAUGGUUCCACAUGAGCAUUCUUGUCCCAGUGUGCCAGCAGACUACGCAUGCCCGUGUUUGACUCAAAACUAUGAAACCCGCCAGAAAGUACAGGAGAUGUGUAUCCUGCUGCUUGAAACUCCAUUUAAAGAGUGCCACGAUUUAGUGAGCCCCUUUCCUUUUAUGGCCAGUUGUUCAAAUGAUCUCUGCAUAGCUGGGCCUGAUAAUCAGGUGCUGUGUCAAGCGUUGACAGAGUAUGCAAGAGCCUGUGCCCAUGCUGAACAUCCUCUGCAUGACUGGAGGGCAGUGAUUCCGAUGUGUGCAGUGGAAUGUGAUGAUGAGUUUACAUACAGGGAGUGCAUCACCUGCUGCCCUGUCUCUUGUAACAUUGGUAAAAUGUGCAUCGAUAGUAAACUUCAGUGCCUGGAUGGAUGCUACUGUCCGGAAGAUUUGAUUUAUGACAAUGGAAGCUGUGUAAAGGCCUCACAGUGCCCUUGUGAAUACCAUGGAAUGCUCUACUCUCCUGGGCAGGAGGUUCAGGACGAAUGCAACAGCUGUACUUGUAUGGGUGGAUCCUGGAACUGCACGGAAUAUAGCUGUCCAGGAGAAUGCUCUGUUACGGGAGACAUUCACUUUGAGACAUUCGAUGGACGUGUGUACACAUUCCAAGCUACCUGCCAGUACAUCCUGGCAAAAAGCCGCAGCACUGGGAAGUUUACCAUCUCACUACAAAAUGCACCAUGCGGAGCGAACCUGGAUGGAGCCUGUAUCCAGUCAGUAAACAUCAUUGUAGAUGAAGAUCCAAUGAAACAGAUCACAGUGACUAAUAUGGGAGAGGUAUAUGUGUCCAACCUGUACCGAAUCACCCCACCUUAUUCAGAUGCUGUAUUUCAGGUCCAUGAACUCUCAUCUAUGUUUUUGCAAGUUAAAACUGAAGAUGGAUUGAAUUUGCAGUACAACUGGAAAGAGUUAAGACUGUACCUGCAGGUAGAUGAAAGUUGGAAGGAAGACACUAUAGGACUCUGUGGAACCUUCAAUGGAAACAUUCAAGAUGAUUUUCUAUCCCCAGCAGGAAUGAUUGAAAGCACGCCUCAGCUGUUUGGUAAUUCUUGGAAGCUGUCCUCCGCCUGUGUUCCAGGCCACAACAUUCCACAGCUUGACCCAUGUGACAUACACCAGCAGGCAGCAUCCUACGCUUCUGAAAUGUGUGAGAUCCUAAAUAAAGAACUGUUUGCCCCGUGCCACGAGUACCUGAGUCCUGCACCCUUCUACCAGCAGUGUAAAUCAGACACCUGUAAAUGUGGGGAGACCUGUCUGUGUGGAGCUCUGGCUCAUUACGCCCGACAGUGCAGAAAACAUAGAGUCAUUAUAAAUUUCAGAGCUCACAUAUCAGAGUGUGCUGCUCAGUGCCAGGAAACAAUGGAAUAUGGUACCUGCAUCUCGUCCUGCAAUAGAAACUGCCGCUCCCUGUCCUUGUCCGAGGCCUGCGGUGAGGAGUGUGUUGAAGGCUGUGUGUGCCCUGGUGGCACUUACUACAACAGCAAAUCCCAGAAGUGUGUGCAAAAAAAUGAGUGCUCUUGUAAUUUCCUGGGAGUGGAAUACACACCAGGGGAUAUAAUCAUGAUGUCUUCUGGAGCCCAAAUUUGUAAAGAUGGUCAAAUGAUGUACCAGGGUCCCAGUCUUGACACAAAAUGCCCCCCUGGCCAGUUCUAUUUCAAGUGCAGUGAUUCUUUAAACAGUUCUACAGUGAGUAAAGGAGUAACCUGUGAAAGGACAUGCGAGAGCCAUCUUCUGAACCUCACCUGCUCAGGACAGGGUCACUGUGUUUCUGGAUGCAUUUGUCCACCUGGGCUUUUGAAACAUGGUGAUGAAUGCUUUGAACCUGUUGCGUGUCCAUGUUUGUGGAAAGGAAAAGAAUAUUAUCCUGGGGACAAAGUAACUUCUCCAUGUCAUAACUGUGUUUGCCAGCAUGGAUCAUUUCAAUGCAUCUUCCAUCCAUGCCCAUCAAUGUGCACAGCUUACGGAGAUCGCCACUACAGGACUUUUGAUGGACUCCUAUUUGAUUACAUUGGAGCCUGCAAGGUCUAUUUAGUAAAGAGUAAUAUCGACUUAACUAUGAGCGUCGCUGCAGAAAAUGUGGAUUGCUAUGAAAGUGGAGUCAUCUGUAGGAAAUCAUUAUUAAUCAACAUCGGGAGGUCGUUCAUCAUGUUUGACGAUGACAGUGGAAAACCAAACCCCUCAAGUCUGAUAGAUAAGAGGCAACCUGUAUUUAUAUGGCAAGCAGGUUAUUACACCAUUGCCCAUAUCCCUACCGAAGAUGUCACUGUGCUUUGGGACAGAAAAACAACCAUACAUAUCCAGGUUGGACCUCGUUGGCAGGGUAAACUGACUGGACUCUGUGGGAAUUUUGACCUGAAGACAGUAAGUGAAAUGAGAACUCCUGAAAACAUUGAAUCUGCAACACCGCAGGAGUUUGGGAACAGCUGGACAGCUGCAGAGUGUGUGAACAGCCCUGAUAUCCGCAACCCUUGCAGCAUGAACCCUCUGAGGGAGCCAUUUGCCAAGAGGGAGUGCGGGAUCCUGCUGGGUGAAGUUUUUCAAGCCUGCCAUCCAGUGGUUGAUGUCACCUGGUUUUAUAUGAACUGCCUCACUGACACCUGUGGCUGUAAUCGUGGGGGGGACUGCGAAUGUUUCUGCACCAGCGUCUCGGCCUACGCACAUCGCUGCUGUCAACAAGGAAUAGCUGUCGACUGGCGCUCACCCACUGUCUGCCCAUAUGACUGUGAAUUUUACAACAAAGUUCUGGGAAAAGGCCCUUUCAAAUUAGUCACUUGCUUGGAGAGUGAAACAGUCUUGGCAGCCAAUUUCUCUGGCGGUGCUGCUUUCCCAGUACAGGGAGCCGUCUCCAUUCCAGGAGUGGCCAUGCUCUUUAUGCUGACCCCAGGAUUGUCCAGGUCCAAACCACACGAUGCAACCCUAGUUUCAUUAGAGGCUGCAGAAAGGCCAAAUUAUUUCCUGCAUUUGGGACCCAGUGGAUAUCUCCGUAUGAGCAAGUGGGAAGAGAGUGAGCGAUUUCAAGAGGAGUCUACGUUUAUUAUUCAUAAGGACACUUGGCUUGCAGGCUACGAUUCCUUUGAAUCCUACAUGAAGCCUGGGUUCUUUGUUCACUAUAUGUUGUCUUCCAUUCACCUAAUGAAAUAUAACCACUCUGGAGGCUUCAGGCAGGCAACCCUUUUUAAACUUGAAGGUCAUGUCUCUGAAUUCCCAUCCCAUUCAACCUGUCAGUGGAGAUAUGAUGCCUGUGUGAGUGCGUGCUACAGAAGUUGUAGCGACCCCGCAGGAGAGGCCUGUAACACAAUACCAAAAGUGGAAGGAUGUAUGCCACAAUGCCCACACAACAUGGUGCUGGAUGAAGUAACCCAAAAAUGUGUCUAUCUUGAGGACUGCAUUAAGCCAGCAGUUGCUGUUGAGCCAAGUACUCCCCAAAGUGCAGUAUCAACACCUGGAGCUGUCACUUCACCCUCUGUUAAUGCUACCGUUUCACUGGGUUCAACCCUGCCCACCACUGCACCCACUGCUGCAGCAGGAACCACAACAGAAACUCAACGCCCCUCCCCAACACCCACUUCAUCACCACAAGCCUCUUCCGUGACGACCAUCUCACCCAAACCUUUAGGUACUACCAUUCAGACCACGCCAGGUAAUGAUACAACAGAAUCACUUUUUACGACUGUCACAACACGGGAACCUAAUGUCACCAAACCCGAAGGAGCGGUUACUUUUUCACCGACAGCAUCCAGCUUGACGUUGGUUACUGAGUCAAUAACGACAACUGCAAAAACAUCUGCGACUUCAGCUAGCAUCCCGAUUAGCACAAGUGAGCGUCAGACUACACCAACUUCUCCAUACACCACAGGAACAACCACAGAAAGCACAAAAACCUCUUCUGCAGCUGGGGCAUUUUUGCAGACCACGACUACUAAACCAUCAGAAACCUCCAAAGUGACAACUAUUUCUGUAGUUUCAGAAACGGAGUUGCUUCCUACAGUGGACUGGACAUCAAGUGCCAUAGAAUCGCCAUCCAAAGCUACGACAGUAUUGACAAGCACAUCCCCCCGACCUCUCAAGGAGACAGAAAAGACAACAGCGUCUACAGCUGAAGUGACUGGUUUACCUGCUUAUACAAGCACCAGUACAGGGACAACAAAACAACCACGGACUUCAAGAGAUACAGAAACAUCUUCUGCAACAGUAGCCCCUACAACAGUGUAUAUAGAUACCAGUACAAAGGUGGUGGAUAAAACUGUUUCUCCACUGACUACUAAACCCCUGACUUCUGAAAGUACAGUAUACUCUUCUCCAUUUAAAACUGUAAAAACAUCAGCGUAUAUCACACCAGACACCAAAUCUCUUACUACUGAAACAAUAACUUCAACAAGUACUGUUUAUUUCCCUUCAGUUGAGACUGGAAAAACAACACUUAGAACUGUAGAAACUACACCUCAACUUUCUACUGACCUGACAACUUCAAAAAGCCCUGGUUAUUCUCCUCCUGUUGAGACUGGAAAAACAACACUUACAGAAACUACACCUCAACUAACCACUUCAAAAAUCCUUGGUUAUUCCCCUCUAAUUGAAACUGGAAAAACAACACUUACAGAAACUACACCUCAACUCCCUACUGAACUGACAACUUCAAAAAGCCCUGGAUAUUCCCUUCCAAUUGAAACUGGAAAAACAACACUUAGAACUGUAGAAACUACACCUCAACUAACCACUUCAAAAAGCCUUGGUUAUUCCCCUCCAAUUGAAACUGGAAAAACAACACUUAGCACUGUAGAAACUACACCUCAACUAAUCACUUCAAAAAGCCCUGGUUAUUCCCCUCUAAUUGAAACUGGAAAAACAACACCUACAGAAACUACACGUCAACUUCCUACUGAACUAACAACUUCAAAAAGCCCUGGUUAUUCCCCUCAAGUUGAUACUGGAAAAACAACACUUAAAGAAACUACACCUCAACUGACAACUUCAAAAAGCCCUGGAUAUUCCCCUCUAAUUGAAACUGGAAAAACAACACCUACAGAAACUACACAUCAACUUCCUACUGAACUAACAACUUCAAAAAGUCCUGGUUAUUCUCCUCUUGUUGAGACUGGAAAAACAACACUUACAACUGUAGAGACUAAACCUCAACUAACCACUUCAAAAAGCCCUGGUUAUUCCCCUCCAAUUGAGACUGGAAAAACAACACUUACAGAAACUACAUCUCAACUAACAACUUCAAAAAGUCCUGGAUAUUCCCCUCCAAUUAAAACUGGAAAAACAACACUUAGAACUGUAGAAACUACACCUAAACUAACCACUUCAAAAAGCCCUAGUUAUUCCCCUCUAAUUGAAACUGGAAAAACAACACCUACAGAAACUACACGUCAACUUCCUACUGAACUAACAACUUCAAAAAGUCCUGGUUAUUCUCCUCUUGUUGAGACUGGAAAAACAACACUUACAGAAACUACAUCUCAACUGACAACUUCAAAAAGCCCUGGAUAUUCCCCUCUAAUUGAAACUGGAAAAACAACACCUACAGAAACUACACAUCAACUUCCUACUGAACUAACAACUUCAAAAAGUCCUGAUUAUUCUCCUCUUGUUGAGACUGGAAAAACAACACUUACAACUGUAGAAACUAAACCUGAACUAACCACUUCAAAAAGCCCUGGUUAUUCCCCUCCAGUUGAGACUGGAAAAACAACACUUACAGAAACUACAUCUCAAGUAACAACUUCAAAAAGCCCUGGAUAUUCCCCUCUAAUUGAAACUGGAAAAACAACACCUACAGAAACUACACAUCAACUUCCUACUGAACUAACAACUUCAAAAAGUCCUGAUUAUUCUCCUCUUGUUGAGACUGGAAAAACAACACUUACAACUGUAGAAACUAAACCUGAACUAACCACUUCAAAAAGCCCUGGUUAUUCCCCUCCAGUUGAGACUGGAAAAACAACACUUACAGAAACUACAUCUCAACUAACAACUUCAAAAAGUCCUGGAUAUUCCCCUCCAAUUAAAACUGGAAAAACAACACUUAGAACUGUAGAAACUACACCUCAACUAACCACUUCAAAAAGCCCUAGUUAUUCCCCUCUAAUUGAAACUGGAAAAACAACACCUACAGAAACUACACGUCAACUUCCUACUGAACUAACAACUUCAAAAAGUCCUGCAUAUAUCUCUCCCUUUGAAACUUUAAAAACAACAGCACAAGAAUUUAAGACACCACUAACUACUAAACCAGUAACUUCAGAAAGUACAAUAUAUGUAUCUCCAUUUGAAAUGGAAGAAACAACAGCACUUACUACACAGCUAACUAUAUCUGAAUCUUCAGCUGCUUCUACAGUGUCUGCAGGACCAACAGUGUCAUUAGGAACAACUGCAUACCCCUCAGCAUACACGCAGACUACUAUAGGACUUAUGACUGAGAAAACCACUUCAUCAUUCCCUACUAAACUUACAACCACAACAAAAACGACUGCAUAUCCAAUAGAAAGGGUGAAAACAACCCCUGCUUCAGCUGUACCUUUAGCUUCCACAGAGAAGGGCCGAAUCACACCAGAGGUACCUCCAACAACAAUUGCUUCAACUGAGACAUCAUCAUCUGCUCAUCAAGUAGGUUUGGAAACCACCAAAACCACCACUUCUGCAUCAUCUAAAGAGACUACAACAGAAACAGUUGCAUCAAUGUCUGCUGAAUUGACAAAAACAACCCUAACCACGUUGCACACAGUGGAUAAAGUAGACACAAAUAUCACAACAUUAGGGACCACCACAGUGUAUCCAUUCCUAACUGAACUCUCUAAAACUACCUCAGAACCUACUAAAUCUGAGACAACAGUACCAUUAACACUGUAUUCAAUGGCUUCUGAGAAGGUCUGGACAACAAUAACCCCCAUUACAACUAGUGCUGUAUCAAAAUCAAUAACAAGCUCCACCACCCAAACAUAUCCAAGCUCAACAGAACAUACUGCAGAGACGACAACGACAGGUUAUAUGUUCUCCACAACGCUUGUUAUGCACCCGAGUACCACACCUCCACUAAGCUCUGAAGAGUUAGUUUCCACCGUGGCUACUGUACCAUCAUUACCACAGUUAACCACCUCCAAGACAACAUCUCUCUACCAAACUCUCCCAGGUGGAACUUCAUUAACAACAGGAUAUAGAAAAGAAAAGACAAGUACAGCUGAGCAGUCAGCCAAGCCAGUCACUCAAUUUUCAGAUACAACUGCAGAAACAGUGCAAAGCAGCUCUACAACUAACCUCACUUCCUCAACAACUUUAAUAGAAUCAUCUACCACCAGUUUGCAGACUGUUACUUCACAAUCCAAACCAACAACUACAGCAACCACCAGAUCUGUAUUUUCUACCAUAAAAAGUACAGCUGAGACAACCCCAGGUAGAGAAAGUAAACAUACUCCUUUUUCAUCUGGUACAACUAAGACAGAAGCACCAGUAUUACAAUCCACAACUGCACAGCUGCUUGGUUCAACUCUAUCUACAAGUAAAGUGACAACUUCAUCAGAAACUCAGCCUGUUCAGACAACUGAAACUUCUACACUGUCAGCUCUAACCACUUCUCAACUGAAAACCGAGGUAACAAAUGCUACAGCAGCCACAGGAAAGGAAGGAGCAUCUACUCUUCCUCCAAAAAAAGAGGUGUCGACCACAUUGUUAAGCACAUCGCAUGCACCAACACCAGUUGUAACUUUGAGAACAACGGGUACUUCACAGGUGACACCUGAAACAGCGGGCACUGUUACAACCACACCUCCAACACCAAAACCCACUUUGGCUACAACAUCUCAUACGACCACACUGUUCACUUCAUCUACAGAAACACCAAAAGAAAAAUGGACAACUAUAGGCAAAAUCCCCACUGAAGAGGUAACUGUAUCAAGAACAAUAGUACCUCUUUCUACUGCUACCACUUUACUAAUCUACUCUCCAGUCACACCAAGUGCUAUCACAACUGCAGCUACCACUGCAUCCAUACGGACAGAAAAGCAGACAACCCAAGCAGUCACUCCAUCCAAACCAGUCAUGACAGAGAGCGUGACUGCCGUGCUUAAUGUCACAGUACCAGCUACAACUGGUAAAGAAACAACAACAUCCAUUACAACGGCAGCCCAAACCUCCACUGCGUCCUCAUAUAAAACAACUCAACCAGAAACCAGUACUGGUCAAACAACAAAACAGCCGGCUUCUACACUAGAAUCAACUGCUGCAACUACUCAGGUUACUCCAAAUGCUACCACAGCUGCAGAGAGUCUGAGGACAACUUCUUCUGAAUACUGGUUAACAACAUCUAAAGAAGCUGUUAGCAAUAUGACUGUAUCUGUUCUUAGUACUGUUUCACCAACUUCAUCUCCACCAGCAACAACAGCUGAAACACAGAGUUCUUCUGUAUCAGGGUCAUCAGUAUUCACCUCCACCUCCACCUCCUAUACAAAUGCAACAGAGUACUGGUCCACUCAGACAACAGCACCCCUACUCAGCAGCAAUGAAACUUUGACACCGUUAUCACCUCAAUCAACAACUGAUCAUACAACAACGACUUUAGUUACAUCAACCAAGAUGUGCACUCCUCAAUAUUCUGAGAUUAUUGAUGAAUGCACAAAAUAUGUCUGCAUGAACGGACAACUGAUGCUGUUCAAUAAAUCCCAGAAUUGUCCCUACAAUGCAACGCCUCCUAAUUGUGGUCUCCUGGGAUUUGCUAUACUGGUGAACGGUGACAAGUGCUGUCCACAGUGGGAUUGCCCCUGUCGCUGCUCUGUGUUUCCAGAUUUAAACAUUAUCACCUUUGACGGUAAUAGUGUGGCCAUUUAUAAAGCAGCUUCUUAUAUUGUAACUCAGCUGCCAAACGAAACUGUAAGCAUUCAAGUUCAAGAGUGCCAAAGCUCAGACACGCUUCUAUGGAAUUUCACUAACCUAUGCCUGGUAGCUCUCAAUAUAACGCACAAAGCACAUCAAGUACUGAUCGAUCGUCUACAGAGAAGAUUGUACGUGAACUCAAGGUAUGCGCGGCCACGCUUUAGGAAAAAUGGAUUUGAAAUCUUGGACACUGGUAACAUGUAUUUAAUUAAGACCCCUGCUGGACUCAAGAUCCAGUGGUUUCACAGCACUGGAAUGAUGGUCAUUGAGACAGACAGUCCCAGCCACAAGCUCACCACAAUGGGAUUGUGCGGUUGCUGUGAUGGAGACCCAGCUAAUGACCUCACACUGUUCAAUGGGACAACUGUGAGCGAAAGUGAGGACCCAACAGUAUUUAUUGACAGCUGGCAAGUGCCAAACACAACAGGCUUCAUGGGACAGAACCGCCGCCGGGAAGUGAACUGCUCCACCAGCGACUGCUCUGAAUGCUUAAGCAUGCUCAGCAACCAGACCUUCAGCAGCUGCCAUGCUUUUGUCCCACCCAAAAUGUUUUGUGAAGUGUGGGUUCGGGAUGCAGAGUAUGUGAAGAGCCCCUGCACAGCACUGGCUGCGUAUGUGGCUGCCUGUCACAAAUUCAGUAUCUGCAUAGAAUGGAGGAGUCCUGACUAUUGCUCGUUCACGUGCCCUCCAGAGUUAAGAUACCAGGCCUGUUUGCCAGCAUGCAAUGCCAAGACUUGCCCAAACCACGAGUUUGAUUCGGAUCCAGAGGAAUGCUCGGGACUAACUGAGGGCUGUGUUUGUCCAGAGGGAACACUCCUCCAUCGCCCAUACUCUGCUCUCUGUAUUCCCAGUGAGAAGUGUGCUUGUACGGACAGCUUUGGGACUCCUCACGCGUCAGGAGAGGUCUGGAAGGCCUCAAAGGAUGGCUGCUGCAUGUACAAAUGUGACAAUGACUCCAUCAUCCCAGUGGAGCAUAACUGCACCAAGGUCCCGGAGCCAAUCUGCAGCAAGGCUGGAGAAGUGACUGUUAGUCUGGCGGAUGACAAAAGCUGCUGUCCCCAGAAAGCUUGUGUUUGCAAUCAGACGCUAUGUGACCAGUAUGCUCCAGAGUGUAAAUAUGGUGAAAAACUGGUUUCCUACUACAGAGAUUACUCCUGUUGUCCAGAUUAUAUAUGUGAGUGUGACCCAGACAGGUGUGAGUCUGACAUUCCAACAUGCAGAGAUGACCAGACCUUGAUUGCUACUCGGACUGAGGGGAGCUGCUGCAUGGCUUACAUCUGCAUGUGUGAGUCCUGCUCAGACAGUAUUCCUACCUGCCAGGAGGGAGAGGUCUUCACAGUUGAUGCAAACAGCACAGACAGGUGCUGCCCCCCUUACCACUGUGUUUGUGAAACAUAUCGCUGUAGGGAGCACACAUGUCCUUUGGGAAUGUCUGUGGUGACAGUAUGGAGUCCUGAUCUAUGUUGCCCAUUGAACACAUGCGAAUGUGCCUGUGACACAAUCCCUAAACCACAAUGUAAACUGGGAGAAAUGCCUCAAAUUGACAAUGAGUUCCUCACAGACCCUGAAAACCAAUGUGGCUGCUUCAAGUACAAGUGUGUGAAAGAGCAGGUGUGUGUGGAUGGGGAGCGGGGAGUCAUGUGGCCAGGGCAGACACUUGUUGAGCACACUGCUGAGGGUAUCUGCUAUACGACACAAUGCACCUCCUAUACUGAUCCAAUAACCAGCUUCUACAAGAUCCAAGUCAGCAGCACUAACUGCACAGCUCAGUGCGAACCAAACCAAGUUUACAAACCUCCUGACGACCUAACGACAUGCUGUGGAGUUUGCAGAAAUACAUCAUGCAUUUACCAAAUGGAUAACAGAAGCAUUGCUCUGUAUAAGCCUGGUACGACAUGGAUGUCCAACUGCAAGACGUAUGAGUGCACAGAUACAAUGUCAGGACCCACCCUCAUCAGCUAUUCUAUUAGUUGCCCACCAUUUAAUGAAACAGAGUGCUUGAAGAUUGGUGGAACAGUUGUAAGCUAUAUGGACGGCUGCUGUAAAACCUGUAAAGAAGAUGGGAAGACUUGCCAGAAGGUGACAGUCCGAAUGACUAUCCGGAAAAAUGACUGUAGGAGUAACAGACCUGUUAAUAUAGUCUCUUGUGAUGGAAAAUGCCCCUCCGCCAGCAUAUAUAACUACAACAUUAACACCUAUGCCAGAUUUUGCAAGUGUUGCAGAGAAAUUGGGCUGCAAAGACGCUCUGUCCAACUUUACUGUAGUGGAAACUCUACCUGGGUCUACUACCCUAUUCAGGAGCCGACAGACUGUUCAUGUCAGUGGUCCUAGUAACAGGCUAACAGAUUAUCCAACAACAGGCACUGCAAUACUCCACAGACCUCAAGUGGCUUCCAGUCAUGGAGGAUCGGGAGGGAGGGAGAGAAUUCACACACUACAAAAAGAGCAAUAAGUGUGCAUUUCAAAUAGAUUUCCCACAAUUUACAGGAAAAAAAAAACCCAUCUAGGGCUGGGUCAGUAUUUUGAUUAUUGACUAACUAGAGAAGUAUGUUUUAAAAGAAAAAAAAAUGUGAAAAAGCUAUUUUGAAAUAUUAUUUGUAUAUUCAAAUAUCGCUCCUAAUUAGAAAUGUAGCCCUGGGCACCAUCCAUGCAACAGCCAUUCUAAAGAGUUAUGAUUCAACUUUCUUUACAGAUGAGGGAAAAAAAACAAAAAAAACAGUGGUGUUUACAAGUACAAACUACAGCUUUAAGCAGUUUGGAGUUUUGCAAAGAAGUCCAGAAAACUAGCAACACAUUGCAGGCAGUCACCUACACUAAUCACAAGAGAGUGUGUGUGCACAGACUCUAGUAAAGUUAGAAGGGGGGGAUGGUAUCACACCCUGCUUUUUUUCAUACCGCUAUUAAAAUAGAUAUGCAAAGUAAGCUUGUAAGUGUUGGGACUUUAGUCUUCCCAGAAUGGUCACACAAAACACAAUUGGAAUCAACAAUGAUAGCACAUGAGGCAAUUACACACUGUAAAUGCUAACAUGAAGGCACUUUUAAAGAUAUUUGUUUUAAUUAUAUAGUUUUACACAUACAGAACUUGAUCAAAUGAAAAUACUGACUUCAGCCAACACUAGAUUUGCCAAAUUGCCUUUAAAGUUCUUAGAUGCCACAGUACAGUCCUAUUAGGCUAGACAAAGGUAUGUACAAUUGUAAGUAUGCAGUAAGAUGUAAUCCUGUAGUAUUUAUUUUCACAUUCAUCAAACAGCUUCUGGGCCUACUUUAUUGACUGAAUUAAACCAAGUCAAUAUGUUGUGUGUUAUAUUUUGUAUUUAAAUGAGUUCCCUUCUAUUGCUUCUGUCAAACAGUAUUUUUUUUUCAUUAUUCAACUUUUCAGUGUUUUCCUGUAGCAAUAAAACAUUUACCCAUGUUAGUCAAUUGAAACCCAUUGUG